AAAUUUCUUUGAUAAUCACGUGAUUCUGAAGCAAAAUUCAAUAUGGAGGACGACAGACGUUGCGUUUGGCAUUGAAAACUCGGGUUGUGUAUUAUACCUUUUUGUUAUUGUACAGCUGGCUUUUGUGGGAAUGCAAAGAUAUGGUACAGUGAUGUGAUUAAAAGAGAUUUGACUUAUAUUAACUACGUAAAGAGACGUCAUCAUGCACGGCGGAGGUGGAAUGAUGCUUGUUAAUGGUCAGGGAUAUGGUUCAACAAAAAAAUAUGGAACAGAAACAAAACCAAAAAACCAUUACAUGGACAAUGUACGACGCAUGAGACAAAUACAGAGGAAAAGUAAAGAAAGAGAAGCAGAAAGCCACAAGCCAGUGAAGGCACUGUGGAAGUCAGAAAAGUACCGUGAUAUUCCGUCCCGAGUGAAGGGUGAUAUUGAGCGUGAGCCAGAUGCACCAAGACCGCAAUCUGCAUGUUUCACCAGGGCACAUUCCCGUUCAGGCCCGUCGGUUAAGUUUCCCUCUCGUCCUAGCUCUCCAGAAGUCAAUGUACCAGAGGAAAAACUGACAGUUCCCCGUGCAAGUUCAGCUACUGAUGUCAAGAUGACAAGGAAUAACUUUGACUUCAUAAAGAUUAAUGGUGUAAAUGCCAGGAGGUCCCCAAUAAUGAGGAGUCCGAGUCUCACAGCGUUGGAUGACCUCAAGAAGAGCAGGAAUGAGGAUUUCACAACAAAGCACAAAUUUGGAGAGGUCCCUAAAUAUCUCGCAUCACGGAAAGUGCAAUGGAAAAAGGACGAGGAAGAUCGCAUAGCCAACAUACCAGACCCAGAAAUGCCUCCCGGCCACAGAGCACUGCCAGAAGCUGAGAGACGCACAACACUGAAUCUGCUAAUAAAAAAGGAAGAAGAACUGGUACGGGAAAUGUCAGCAUUACCUUUAAGAAUGGACACUUUUCGAAUUCGUUCACAAAAGCAAGAAAUUGAGAAAAAACUAUCUGAGGUAGAUGAAGCAAAGAAAAUAUUUUCCAGAUCAAAGGUGUUUGUGAAAGUGGACUGAUAGCAACUGCUUUAAUCAUUUUGUUAUGUCUGUAGAUACAUUUAUUUAUUAUGUAGAUACAUUUGUCACUGGUAGGUUCUAUUUUUAUACCCAUUGUUCUUUAUUAAAUUGAUCUGACAUGGUGAACAGCUGUGCUGCCAAUGCCUUCUCAUUGAAAAGUGCUUGUAGACUUGUGACAUGGUAUGCCCAUAUGCACACACAAAACAUAAGUCAUAACUAGUCUCAGCCUGGUUUUUUUAUAUCAUUAUUUAUAGUGUUUUGAUAUUUUAUCAAUUCAUGCUAGUUUCAUCAAUUUCUUGGUAUGCAGCCAGUGAAUUUUAACCAUAUUGAUACUAAAUUAAAUAGCCAUGUUUGUAUUAAAAUUUUAGCAAGAACCUUCCAGUAUUUUUUAAUACUCUAAUUGAAGACUCAAGUCUUCUUUGUUUUGGAGAAUAGGAGGUUUUAUGUCUGUUUAGUAUUAGUGCCUGUCUUUGUAAUUCCUUAUGUUCAAUCAUGAUCUGUAAUCAGGGGCAUUCCUGGUCACUGAUACUACCCAUUGUUUUGAAAAUGUGUAAAUGAUAAUGGCCUAUUUUUUUGGACUGUUAUAACUGUACUAAUGUAGGAUGUGUAUUUCUCCCUUACAUGUAUCUGUAGGUGUAGGAGAGAUCUAUCUAGUUACUUUAGGGUGUAGGAUAUCUGUAUUCCCUAUUGGCAUAGUCAAUUUUGAUGUUACAAAAAAUAUAACUGAAUGACACUUCACAUUUUAUAGUUAGAUGAUGUCACAGUAGCAGGGAGGCUUGUAUAGACAGCAGACUUUUAAACUGAAUAAUAUCUUUAUUUUCAUUUUGGUUUUUUUUUAAAAAGGUCACAAUAUGAUGUAAAAGGAGUAAACUGUACGUACCAGUAGGUGUUAGGGAUAUGAAAAUUGUACCCCAGUGAUCUCCUUAUCCCUCAUGUACUUCCAUGUAGACUUGCAGACUGAUUGAAAUAUCUGAAUUCGACCUGUCUGAUGUCGUUAGGAUGAACCUACCUUUUCUGACAUUGCUUUAAAAUGAAUUAUAAUUUAUGAAAGUGUAUCAUCUUGGAGAUAAGAAAGUUCUUACCAAGAGUGUAGAGUUUAGGUGAGAACCAAGUCAAUGCUGAGGCUCUAAGCCCUAAUUCUACACCCGAGGGUAGAGUUUAGGUGAGAACCAAGUCAUUGCUGAGGCUCUAAGCCCUAAUUCUACACCCGAGGGUAGAGUUUAAAGAACCAAGUCAUUGCUGAGGCUCUAAGCCCUAAUUCUACACCCGGGGGUAGAGUUUCCC
Molecule: messenger RNA, 2332 nt
Organism: Mizuhopecten yessoensis (Yesso scallop)
Lineage: Eukaryota; Metazoa; Mollusca; Bivalvia; Pectinida; Pectinidae
Product: enkurin domain-containing protein 1-like
Exons: 7
Coding region: 203-1048 (281 amino acids)
Cellular component (GO): cytoplasmic microtubule
Source: RefSeq, a predicted model, not a curated record